This is a messenger RNA of Solanum dulcamara, 4106 nucleotides long. Its product is annotated as probable CCR4-associated factor 1 homolog 11. Gene Ontology annotation, cellular component: CCR4-NOT core complex; CCR4-NOT complex; condensin complex. The transcript has 3 exons. Gene Ontology annotation, biological process: mitotic chromosome condensation. The record is from RefSeq and is a predicted model, not a curated record. The coding region runs from base 174 to 1172 and encodes 332 amino acids. Lineage: Eukaryota; Viridiplantae; Streptophyta; Magnoliopsida; Solanales; Solanaceae. Gene Ontology annotation, molecular function: nucleic acid binding; poly(A)-specific ribonuclease activity.
UGCGAGGAAAACUGUGAGAAAAAGCUAUUUUCGCCUUCACUGCUCCCUAUACACUCACAUAUAGAGUGUAACUCCUCCUCUUCCUAUAAAUAGGGAUCUUCGCCUUCUUCGAACCUUACCAACCAUUCUGGAAAAAUCCCAAAAUCAUUCUCUUAGCUUUGAUCAUCUGGAUCAUGUCGACCUACGCCAUUGUCAUCCCACCACCUCCUCCAUUCUCCUCCGUGAAAAAACCUGUUUUCAUCCGUUCUGUUUGGGCGAACAAUCUGGAAUCUGAGUUUUCAUUGAUCCGUAGCUUGAUCGACCGUUUUCCUUUUAUUUCAAUGGAUACAGAGUUCCCUGGUGUUAUAUACCAGUCGGAUAUACAUGAUAAGAACCCGAUUGAACACUACAACAUUCUGAAAAUGAAUGUUGAUGCUCUUAAGCUGAUUCAGGUAGGUAUCACUCUGACUGAUGCUUACGGUAACCUGCCGGACUUUGGCUGUAAUUUUGGUUUUAUCUGGGAGUUUAACUUCCGUGAUUUUGAUGUGUUGCACGAUGAUCAUGCGCCCUCUUCCAUCGAGUUGCUCCGUGAUCACGGUAUGGACUUUAAGAAGACGCGUGCUCGUGGUGCUGAUACCACCCGCUUUGCUGAAUUGAUGAUGUCGUCUGGGCUGCUUUGCAACGAUGCUGUUUCUUAUGUCACUUUUCACAGUGCUUAUGAUUUUGGCUACCUGAUUAAGGUCCUUACGGGCUCUCAGCUGCCAGGUGUGUUGACAGAGUUUCUGGGGUUGUUGAGGGUCUUUUUUGGUGAAAGGGUUUAUGAUGUGAAACAUAUGAUCGUGUUUUUCCCGGGCCUUUAUGGAGGAUUGGACAGGGUUGCAGAUGCUCUCAUGGUGAACCGGCUUGUGGGGAAUAGCCAUCAGGCUGGCUCGGAUAGCUUGGUCACUUGGCACGCAUUUCAGAAACUAAAGCAGGUCUACUUAGAGGACAAUGAGGCUCGCACCGAGAAGUUUGGUGGUGUUCUCUUUGGGUUAGAGAUGAAGCCUGUUAACAAAGUGAAGAUUGUGGAGCUAUGCCAGCUUAGGAUGAUGAUAGUGGAUUUCCUGGGACUUUUUAUGAUGGCAAUGCAUUUAGUGAUGUUGGGAAGUCAAGUUCACUUGUCUCUCAACCUCGCCAGGAUUGGAGUGUUCUGAAUUGUGAGGGAGACGAAGGAUGCAUAUAAUUGAGACAGUGAUCGGUUACUAUUUGUCUUGAGAUGAGCAGUUGAAUACUAGAGAAGAAUCUCAUUAAAUAGACUUUGUUGUAAUGGUGGUUCAGAAUUCACGUUAAAUAUGGUCAUACAGCUAUAAAUUCUGGUAAUUCAUCCUGUACGUCCAAUUUGUUCAACCUGAUAUAUAUGGUUUAUUUGCAUCAAGAAGAUAAAUUGGAGAACAUUAGAUAUUGAUUAGAGCUAUGAAGUUAUUAGUCCUAGAUGAGUUACACUUGGUGAUACAAAGAGCAAAAUUAUUGAAUUUAUGAAAUUCAGUGUGUGUACAGGAUUAUGUUUCCUGUAAGGACUUGGGGGUCAUUUGGUUUAAAAACAAGUUAUACGGGAAUUGUAAUGUAGGGAUUAGUAAUACAAAGAUUGUAAUGUAGAGAUUAUUUUUUAUCAGGCGUUUGGUCCAUUGUAUCAAAAGUUGGACAUACGGUGUAUCAUUUACUAUUACCCUUGCCUUCUUAACAGAAUAACAACAUCAUGUCGCCCAUAAGGAGCUUUAUUUUUGGUGAAUGCAUCUUUUAAUACAAACAUGUAUAAUUAAAUGGAGACUCAGAUAUGGCGAAGGAACAAUUAGAAGGGGAGGUCAAAAGAAAAUCCAAAUCACCAAAGCUACCACAGUGUUCAAAUUCACCCGAUUAAACACAAAAGCAAUGAGAAUUACAAACAACAAAACCAACUAAAACAAAUAAACACUCAAUUGGUGCCCAAGAUCAUAAUGGGUUGUUUGUUGAAGUAGAACAACGAGCAAUAAAGACAGAAAUGGGUUGUCGGCAGAGUUGAAGUGGAAGUAUGUUAUUCCAUGUGUUAUUCCAUGUUACCUUCUGUAUAAAGUUAUACAGAGAUUCCUGUAUUUUUAAUAAGGUAUUAUUUAUACCAAAUGUGAAAUGGUCAACCAAAUACCGGAUUAACUAAUACAAAGUUUUGUACUGUGAUUAAUUUCUGCAAUACGUCAAACCAAACGCCCCCUUAAUGUUCAUGCUCAAACAAAUUAAAUGGAGAGAAUUAACUGAGAUUUGAAAGGAGAUUGUUCAAUGACGAGCUAUGUUGUUAGAUUGGAUUGUUUGAAUCUUGAUGGUUUGCAAGUAUUCACAGUGUAAUCUUGACAAUGAUGGGUCAGUUACGGUGGUUUGUCUUCAAGUAAGCAGUUGAUUAUAGAUAAGCAUCUCUUAAAUAUUGUAUGUUGCAGAGGUGGUUCAAAAUUCAUUUAAAAGCAUCAUUUAAAGUUGUGAUGUGGUUGAGCUGGUUAGAAGAAGAGGGAGUUUGGAAGUGAAUGAUGUCGAGUUGGUUGAUGGGAGUUCUUUCGUAACAGAUGAGUUUUUGCAGCCAAUUGUUUGGUGAUCAAGAAAUCAGUCACGAGCCAACCCUUUGGCCAACGUAGCUUUCGAAACUCGGGAAUGAUGGGCUCACUCUUUACUUUUUCUCCACUUAAGUACUGGACUUAGUUCAUUUGACAUAGGACUCGAAGUAGUAAAUUUAAAUACAAGUCUCCCAACCUUUGCCAAUUGAGCACAGUCAUCUUUUAUCACACUUUUUGAUUAUAAACCUGGGGAUGUAAUGGUUUAUGGCCAUCUGCUGUUAAAACUUUGUACUUUGACAUAAUUAUGAAUGAAUAACAUUUGUGGGUGAUAGAUUCUGUUUUGGUGAGUUGAUUUUAAACUGCAUUGUUGAAUUUUGGUUAAAAUACAUUUUUGCUAAGUCUUCUUGUCUACUAGAAGGACAUCUAUGUGACUUUUUGCUAGGUCUUCUCAGUGUAGCCAAAGGUGCGCUUUAAGCACGCUUAAGCCCUGAAGCGAGGCUCAAAACGUGUUGAGCGCUUCGCCUCGCUUUAUGUGCGCUUCAGUGUUGUCAUCAAGGUUCUAAAGCAAACUUUUCCUUGCUAAUGAGCUUCUUCUGAAGAAGUGACACUAAACAAUUGAUAUUUUACUUUAUCAUAGUUUUUUUUCAAUUUCUUUGGUCAUAUACUUGUCAUUCAUGUUUAUAAUUAUUAGUCUAGGACUAAACAUUCAUAUUUGUAUUUUUUGUCCCUUUGCGCCUUUUUUCAUUAAAGCCCAUGCUUUAUUUGCGCUUAAAGCCCCAACAAACCUUAGAGCGUUUUUGCGCUUUUCGCCUUUGAUAACACUGGGUCUUCUUGUCUUCUAGAACAGCGACAUAGAUGUGACGUAGCAAAGAUGGCAAUUCUUUAAGUGCAUCUAGACUAUUUCGUAGUUUUUGUCUUCUAUGUAUUGUAAUAGUGUAUUGCCACGUCCUUGGUCUUCAACUAAGCGCACAUGUGACACUUGACGAUUCACUCACGAUCUUGCUAUACCAAGUCUACUUAAAACACUACACUCAAGAUCUCUAAGGGAAUGCUAGAUAAGAAAGACGAGAAAUUUGCUAAAGAAAGCUUUUGUAUUGUAGAGAACUUGUUUAUCACUUUUCUUGAUGAUUUACAAAUGAAUUGCCCCCCCCCCCCCCCAAUUUGUAUUACUCAUAUAGGGGCUAGUGGGUAAACAAUAAUUAUUGUACAAGCCCCUUAUAUCUUCCAAGUACUUCCCUGGCUAAUCCAUUUGUUUGGUACUAUUGUUAAUAAGUCCUUGUUUAUGUUGUAAACAAAUAAUACCUCAUUGAUAACUUUUUGUGGAACUGAUGAGUAUUAGUUCUAUUAUUCUUUAGGCUGAAAAUGGAAGAAAUGAUACUUCGGAUCAUGUCUGUCAAUCUGUGGAAGUGUCAAGUGUGCAUGUUGCUUGCUUGAUGGGAACUUAGAUCCCACAGAAAAAAAUUCUUCUUUGUACAGUUGCUAUGAGAAAAUAAGUUUUUUGUCUCUCUCUAGAAUCUGCUAGAUGAAGACCUUCUUUUGAGCAAACCGAAACCUUUAAUUUACCUUGUCUGA